Molecule: messenger RNA, 8863 nt
Organism: Dermacentor silvarum
Lineage: Eukaryota; Metazoa; Arthropoda; Arachnida; Ixodida; Ixodidae
Product: protein naked cuticle homolog 2-like
Exons: 8
Coding region: 447-1679 (410 amino acids)
Biological process (GO): negative regulation of Wnt signaling pathway
Cellular component (GO): cytoplasm
Molecular function (GO): calcium ion binding
Source: RefSeq, a predicted model, not a curated record
CCGUUUCUCUCCACUAAUGACGCUGUUGGGAAAUCUCGCAACGCGGCAGAGAAGGAAGUCAGCGGCGUUGCGGCCAGUCAAAGCGCAGGCACCGCAGCAGUCGAGUGGGCGCGGUUCAAGCCGAGGGCGACAGCGGCCGCGGCUGCUGCAGGCGCUCGCUUGCCCGCCGUCCGGCCGGCGGCCCCACCUCAGAGGACGGAGUGCGCCGUUCCUGCGCCCAUUGGCUGGCGACGGCUUUCGCCUUGCGCUGCGGCCUCGCCAGCCGAGGAAAGGGGGACUCGAGCGGCUGCAAGCGGCGGCUCCUUCAUUGAGUGCGUUGCCGAAAAGAAAGAAAAGUGUACUACAGCAGGCCAGUUCUGCGGGCGACCAUGUCUUCUCGCUUACCGCCACUGUCGACGUUCGGAGCUCGGCUGUAAUGCUACGGCGCUAUUUUCCUACGCGGCACCAUGGGCAAGAUGCAGAGCAAGCACGGUGACUGCAUCGUUGUGAACGCGCAUUUCAACCCCGUUUGCCAGCUGGAUGACGACCUGCCGCGGCAAAAACCGCAGAGCCAGACAUUCGCUUGCUCGGAGCUGUCCCUGUCACUUUGUGAUGAUGAAAGCUGCAAACCAAAUGACCAAUUUGAGGAAGAGAAAUGUUUGCAUCACGAAGGCAGCACAGGCAGCACAGAAAAGGUGACUACACCAUCAUUGACGGAGGAUGACGAGCGACCAGAGAAAGCUGAGGAAGAGAGGAGUGAGAAGGAGGAACGAGGAGAAAGUCUUAAUGCAACGGAUGUGUCUUGCAAUAAAUCCCACCAUGGUGAAGAGAGACAGGAGUUUUCCUUUACACUCUACGAUUUCAAUGGUCAUGGCAAGGUAACGAAAGAUGACAUUGCAAGCCUUGUCCGCUCCAUUUAUGAUGCACUGGGAAAGAAGAGCCUGCCGAAGUCGGGUAGUCGAACCAUCAAAGUGCGACUUGCUAUUGGACCGGAUGAGGACAGCUGCCCAGUGCAGACCCGGCCACUUUCUGAGUCUUCAGCACGCAGCAGUGCUCCAACAGCUUGCACAUUGCUCACAGAUGAACCACCUCCUAGUCGCAGACCACCAGAGAGCCUUUCAGUUCCUGUGCACAGAAAGUUUCCACCACAGGCAGAAAAUGUUCCUUCAGCAGGAAACAGGUGCAAACACCCAUCUGGUGGAGUGCCACCGUCACCAUUGGGAAAUCGCUCACGGAGGGUUAAGCCUCGUGUUCAUCAGCGACAUGAGCUGCUACAAUGGCUGAAAGAGAGCACAGAGAAGGCUUGCCAUCAGUCAUCUGCUGCAGAAGACAACAGGCGAUCGCAGCAGCAGGCGGCAGGCCGCAGAGCUGAGGCCACCUCUCGCCCAGAAGCGGCCCCAUGCCCCUAUCAGUUACUAGACCGAGGCCACGAGUGUGGCGGUGCUUCUGCAAGUCCUCAGUGUGAGCGGCGUCAGCAUAGGCGCUCAAAGUCACACGAGGAAGAGCCACCCUGCCGCGGCUGGCACCACCACUACCGGCACCGAGAGCGAGACUUGGAGCGUCAGCGUGCCAUGCGCCAGGUGGCCAGCUGGAUAGAACGCGAGCAACUGACCGGCCCACCACCCCCUCCUGCUCAGCGUCACGAGCACCACCAUCUGCACGAGCAUGUGCAUCAUCACUACCAUCACUACGUUGACUGACAGUGCGCCCAUGCUUUGGCUUUUCCCUGUAGGUACACUGGCCGGGAGCAUGAUGUAGUACGCUGACUGGGAAAGCAGGCUCUUGCUUCUCUAAACAUAGACACAGUGGCAGCGGGCAGCUGACCAUAGGCAUCCACUGCACAGCACCACAGACGUACACAUCCUGACCCUGUUGACCAUAGUGACAGUGAGAAAGACAGUUCUGCCAUCGUGGAGCCAAGCAUUAGGAUCUACGGCAUCCCAAAGGUGCACAUUGUUCAUCACUAACUGGACCACUGCACCGAAAUGUUAGCCUGUUCUCCACACCAUCAGGCCUCCAUAUUUGUGGGUUUUCUACUCUGCUGAGAAAGUAAUUGGGUAUGCCAUGAAAUGAGGCUGGGAAGAUCAUCCCAUUUCCUAAGCCUUAAUGGGUGGAACUUUGUUCCUGGGGUUAGAAAAAGUGAGGUGAAAGAUAGCUAAACGAGGUAACAGGUUAGAAAAGAUACAUGCUGCCUCAUAUUUUAUUUACACUCACAUGUACACAUCCAGAAUAGGCUGUUGCAAUUGUAAUUUGCAUGUAAGUGUUCUGUGGAGAAUGUUUAGUAUUUGUUAGUAUGAUGCUUUUAGAGUGUGUUUAAAGUAUUUUGUCAUGUGCCAGUAGUUGGAUGCCGGUGAUGGUAUUAAUCAUAAUUAGCAGAGCCAGUGUAUCUGGCCCAUGUUUUGAUAAGCUUUCCAGGCAUAGGAAUAUCUCAAGCAUCAUUUCUUUUGCUCUGCAUUGUGGUUGCUCAUAGGUGCAUCUGAUUAAAUGCAAUAAUGUACUUUGAUUUUAUUUGGUGCAGCUGUCAACACUUGCACGUCUUUCUGCACAUUUGCUUAGCAAAAUGCAUGGCAGGUUACACACGUUUUCUUCAUGUAUAUCAGGGAUGGUACUAAAAUGUUUUAAUCCAUACAGUAUAUGUGUACUUUUCUCACUUUUGGCUCGCAUCCUUUUAACAUUAAAUUAUAAAAAUUCCAAGGAAUGCUGCGUAAAUGUAUUAGGUGCUUGGCUAGUUGACCUCAUACAGCUUUCUGUAACAGUCAAGUAUAGUGAAAAGUGAAAAUCUCCAGCAUAGUUGUUGGACAUGAGCCUCAUGCCUAUUUUCAUGAGUCCCAAGUGGAAAGUACUAUUAAAAGUGAAAAUUAUGAUAGCAAGUGUAUCGAGAUAACUUGGUUGAUAGGACUAUUUAAUACAAGCUUCCAUGCUUUGAGUGGAUCUCAACUAGUUAAGAGUCAAUAACAUAAUGAGCCUGCGAUUUUUAUUUGCAUUAUAAUUUACUAAAUUUGCUGACUGCAAGAAAUGCUUACCUUUGGAGAAUACGAGAAGGCACUUUUGAAUUUGGUAGAAUAGCCAUUGAUGGAAUAUGAACAAAGAAUUUGUGUUCAAGCUUAAACAUAGAAAAGAAAGCAUCUAAGAUUGGGGGUGCAUGUCUUAUACUUGGCAUAAAAACAAUCAUGUUAUUUCUUAAUGUGUUAAUAAUGCAGUAAAUGUAUGCUUCGGCUCACUCACUGGUAGUAAAAAUUAUACUGAAGGCAGACUACCAGCCUUGAUUAACCGGUUUACUGCUGAGGUUAAUUUCCGGUAUUUAUUGAUGUACUGUAAAAAUGAAGAUGAAUGAAAAUUGAUGACAACCACAAUUUGCAGUGUGGUACUGUUGAAAGCAACUUUAAAGCAUGUGAACCAUGGGUUGGAGGUGUAGUAAAGUCGAGCUCACUUUUAACGGCCCCACUUUAGAAGAAACUCUCAUUUAGUACAGAUAGGUUUUCAUUGCCCAAGACAGUUUGCAAGAAGUGCAGAGUGUGCUGACCACUUAAGAUGACUUGGUCACCGUACUGGGCAGUUCGAACAGCACAGCUCGCUAUCCUGUUUAUGUAAAAAAUUGCCAUACAUCUUUUUUGCACAAAAUGUUAAACCUGCAACUUGUUAGCUUCGUAAAAAGAUGUUUUAAGAGAAAGUACAAUUACUGUAUUUACUUGAAAAUAGGUCGAACAUGAAUACAGGUUGACCGCUAUAUAUUGAACUCACCGAGAAAUAAAAAAUUGUAAUUCGGUGUUGCCCUAGGUGGCGCUUCUCAGGAUGCUUUGAAUAAAGUUCUUCGUAACCGUAAUUUGAAUAUAGGUCCACCCAUGUCUUUUUAGACAAAGUUUUAGACAAAUAAAUGACUUGGAACAUGGCAUGUUUUUCUUUAUUGUAAGCUCAUCUACGAAAGCUUGCUAGUCAAUGCUAUAAGCUGCAUGCUCGUCGGAUGCUUUGCAGGCGUCCUUGGCACCCCAAACAAUGUUUUCCUCGGUGCUGUUGAGUGCGUUGGCUGUGCAGCAUUUCUUGAAGGCCAGUCGGGAUAAUAUUCAGUGGGCACGAUGAAUAAACUUUGUUAGCUCAGUACUUUUGCUAACUUAGUUGAUGAACAUAGGUCAAGAUUCUUUGGUCACGAAUAUAUGUCAGUAGCUCAUUUUAGGGAACAUUAAAAAAAAAUUUUGUAUUCUUGAAUUGAAAGAUUUGUAUUCGUAUAAUUACGGUAUAAUGAAACGUUAUAGUAAACACUUUUUGUAUUGUAAGUAGUUCGUUGUAAGUGGGCUCGACUGUAAUUGAUAAAGGGUCUGUAAAUAUGUGCCUUGUAAAAACUGAAGGUGCUACAGCAGACAAUUUUAGCACUUUGUGGAGUCCAAGCUUUCUUUACUGCCGACCCUAAUUGCAGGGUCUUGUACUGAUAUACUGAUAUACAUGGGUACAUCAACACAUCACUGCCAAAAACUUAUUUUCUGUGCCUCCUAGCCAAAGAAAAAGAAAAUGAAGAUAUGCUUUCUGACAAGGUUUGCAGUCUUGAGUUACUCCUUUCUAGGAUCUAGUGCACAUAUAGUGAAGAGAAUUGAUAUUAGUCUAAGCCUGGAUGAUAAUCUGCUGAGAAACACUCUGUUUUGGAAUAUUUGUCACUGUUGGGCAUUAUGAAACUGUUCUCUAUUUAAAAGCUAGUCCUGUUUGGUAUUUGGGAUGAUGGCCUUGAUGCUUUUGUUUGAGAUUGUGUGUUCUGUACUGUUCUAACAUUUCGUUUUAAAAUGAAACACUGAAAAUGCUAGUGCAUUUUAAUCACAGAACCUUUUUCAUGUCUGAUUCAGACAUCAGACUUCACUUGUGCUAUUUGAAACUCUUCACUUGAGCAGAAGAUUUUCAAGUUUACUUUCAUUUCAUGCUUUCCAAAUACAAUGGAAACCCAACCACUAUCACAGCUACUCUGGAAACGAAAAGCAGGGAUAACAAAAAUUCCUUUAUAAAAUGGUAUGCUCCUUGCCAUGUAGGCUUGCAUCUGCUAAAUUGUGUGUUGUAAAUAAAUUUAUGAGAAAAUGGUAAAUGUAAAAUUUAUUGAAAGAAUGUAAAAUUUAUUUGAAAGAAUGACAGUAGGCACCCAUGUGAUUAUGUCAUUGCUACCAGCUUGUUUCCGUCUGCUAGCCUGGAUCAUAAUAGCAUGAUAGCUUGUAACAGAAGACUUCCUUUAAAACGAACUUUAAUGCACUCUGUUCAUUACAUAUUAGGCUUGAAGCAAGUUUGCUGCAUCUGCAGGAAACCAAACAAAGGUGUCAAAACUGUUCAGCUUAUCCAAGAAUUGAGCUCUAAGGAGAGGCUAUUGGAUAUGCAUUCUUCAUAGAACACUUUUUUUUUUCCAUGGUUGGAUAUAAAAUGUUCUGAAAACAAGUGUUUUAUCAGACUGUGUGAGCUUUGUAGUUCUACAAGCAAACUUGUUGCAACCAUGUGAUGAAAAGUUGGGAAAACAUUAGUUAUGCUUUGGCACUGCUUGAUGUUUUUAAUCUAACUGGACUUUGAGAGUCCUUAAAGAUGCUGUGGCUGGACAGUAGGAUUUCACCAGUGAUUUUGGUAUACUGUGUGCAUGUGGUACAUUAACCCUUUCAGGCCGAAAUUAAUUCUGUUCAUUGUAAAAAAUUGGUCUUUGCAAUUUGAGAUGUGCAUGAUCGCGGUAGUUUUAAAAAAUUUUUAAAUCUGUGCUCACACUUUUCAAUCAAAACUUAUUAAAUGAUUCCAAUUGGAAUCAGUGGGGCUUGGUGGACUUGAGAUGCGUCGUUUCAAGCAAUACGUGAAAAGUCUAUUUUAGGUGAAAUUCUUUGAAGCAAUUCUUUUCUUUGUUGAGGCAGAGGUGUGUGCCACACUUCUUGUAACGAAUGCGGGAGUAAGAGCGCAUUCUUUAUUUUUUAUAGUUUGCGCAAUGGCUUCUUUUUCAUCGGACGAAUCAAUGUCACCUCGAGGGAUCAGCUCAAGCUUCGCGACUUCUUUCUUUUUCCAAUAAAACUCACAUGCGCUGAUUGUCGCCAUCUGUUCCGAAAGAAAUUGCCCCCAUUGCCCCCAAAAAAGUUUAUCUACACGGCAUAAGCUCAUAUCAACAGCAUAAAAUCACAAAAAGCUGAGCAAGGCUCCACCAAUAAUACAGGCUCCUGACGUGAUAAUGAUCCAUCAGGUAACACGCGCCCAAAAAAUGGCCAAGUAUGGCAUGGAAACGCCGUUUGAGCACGAACAAACACGCGAUUUAGUCAGUGAGGUAACGUCAAUCGAAAAGGUAUCGCGUGAGUAGUCGGGGCCGCUACAUCCCAAUGAUUCCAUUUGGAAUCAUCAAGAUUCGCAAAGAUCUCCGGUACCCGCAAAUACUUUUUGCCGAAUAAUUUUACUGCGAAGGGAUAGCAUAGCACCUAAUAAUUCAAAUCGAAAUGUUCGAGACAAAAAUAAAAUUAUUGUCGUACCUCUGCACGGUGAAAAGAAGAGGGGAUCUCGGCUAAUGGCAGGAACAGUGCAAGCGAUUCUUUUAUUUUUUUUGUUCAGAGGUGACAGCACUUCCUUGAGUCUACCAGCUUGCCAGCAUAUGUAGAGCAAGGACUAAAUACGAGUUGUAGCGUAAGAACACUCUUUCUUUUAACCCGGGGUUCCCCACUGAGCUACAAAAUUGAUUCCAUUUGGAAUCACUGGGCCUUAAAGGGUUAAGGUAACCCAAAUAACUUCCCUUCAAUAUGCCUUUGUGCAGUUGGAAAAACCUUAUUUAUGUGGCCGUAUUUAGUACAGCAUUUUUACAAGCAUUCCUAUGUAUAGGUAGCAUGUUUUGAGGGACCAUAUUCUUUUGAUAUUGUUUGGCAGGUGCAGAAGCUUGUGCAGAAGAUGGACAUGCUCUGUUGUAGAAAGCUGAACAUAAUUCUACAAGCUACUAGUUUGACCUGUAUAUUCUAAAAGCUGCUGAAUAUUUUAUGUAACUUGUUUCCUCUCGCAAUGGAAAUCACUUUAUAUGUGUUACAUGCUGCGCUGCAUUGUGGACUACAUCUGUGCAUCAGUGUUUUUUGCUGGAUUUGGUGAUAUUGCAUCAAAUGUGUGUCAAUGUCAGCACUCCUAUUGCCCACGUGAGGGGAAAAGAAAACUGAAAGAUAUGCUCUUGCAGACUUUUUUCUUGUAUGUGUAUUAGGCGCAUCCUUAUGUACAGCAGGCUGUGGCAGUUAUAUGUGAAGAGUGGCCUAAUUUUUUAUUACAUUUAUAGCUGUAUACCAUUCAAAUUUCACUUCCCUGAGCGCUGCUAGGUUUUGAUUUGAACUGAAGAAAAAUUGAGGUAUUUUUAUUUCUAUUACAUGAGUAAUGCGGACAGACUGGGAGGGCAUGGACAUCAUACUCAGUAGAUAUGUACUACUUAGGAAGUGGAAGGUAAUUCUUCAAAGCUUCAUAUGAGUACUUGAUGGGUCAGUUUGUAUACCUGUAGGUGUAUCACUGUGGUUAUUGAAGUUAUACUUCAGUACUGUCAAAGUACUCGCCAACUUUUAUUACAAAGAUAGAAAAAUUAUGUUUAGCAGUAGUGGUUUAUUGUAACACUCACUUUGCCAGAUAUUGUGAAACCUGUCCAGUCUUCCACUGCUUUUCUUUAUUCACUUAGUAGUGCAUAAUUGGAAGAAAGCUGCCAGUGAUGAGUUUUUCUGCAUUGCAGGAAUAACCAGUCAGUUCUUUUAGACUAUACCUGCCGAUAGCUCAGGUAGACAUGUAUAUUUAUAAGUUAACCUAGCGAAUUCCCCACAAUUUGGAGCAACCCAUGAAACAGCUUUUACAGAGGAAUGGUUAGCAUGUGCUAUGAAGCAAGGAAGUAAGGCUGUACAGUUCCCUUGGUUUGCACUCUUGGGUGCUUUGUUAGUUCAAUUGGUAGAAUAACCAAUUAGUGGAAAUUACUUAAAAAGGCAGAAAUAGUGCUGAACUUUUAUUUUAGCUGAAUGACUUUGUUUGAGUUGUUCAAUAUUCCCUUAUAUAAAGUAGGCAUAUUGCCUUCAUUAUGCACUGCUAAAUGCACCCCUUCAAAUGCCUGCCUGCUUCUGUAAAUUCAUGGCAAUAAAACACAAACAUUUUCUUUUUAUUUUUAUAUCAGUCUCCUUUCUACCCUGCACAUUUAUCCUGACUGCACUGAAUACUCGGUUGUUGACGUUUUCAGCUUGUACAUAAACUGCUCAAGGAGUCUCAGGGAUCAUAGAAAUAAGAACUGGGCAAACAUUCUGAAAUUUUUUGCAUUUGUUGUGUAUAAAGUGUGGACAUUCUUGCCAUUAUAUAAAUGUAUACAUAUGCAGAUAUUGUAAUGCCAUGAUGCGAUGGUGCAUUGAUAUUAGGUGCGCCUGUGUUAUUCUGCCAUAAUUGCAACCUGUGGAUUGUGUGUAAGUUAUUUUGUACAUAAAAUUCCAUACCUUAAGCCAAAUGUCAUGUCAAUGCUGCAUUGAGGGCAUUGGUCACACCAAGGACCUCAGCAAGGGCUAUUGCACCACUUUGAACAUUUGUACAACGUCACAAGUGGGGAGCAAGCCUCGUUGUACUGAGUGUGCUGAAUAAAUGUAAUAACUUCAAAUCAAAUUUAGUGGGCAGUUGUCAUUUCAUUGGUUGUAAUAUAUACUCUCUCGCGGUGAUUAUUACUGCCUGCCAUUUCUGUGCAGUCAAGCUUUUAACAGUGCUUACAAAUUCUUUCUGUCAAAAGCCAUGUGCCUAAGUAGAGAUGCUAAGAAGUGACUGACUCUCCUAAAUUUUGAUUUGAUGACGUCUCGAAAUGAUGUGCUUUCCAUAGGUUAUGACAACUGAAGUGCGUGCACUUUUCAAAUGUGCAUGUAUUGUUGUGCGUGUUUAUUUUGACAGCCUUAAUAAAUUCUUAAUGUUUGCCACUGGC